This is a messenger RNA of Ceutorhynchus assimilis (cabbage seed weevil), 5699 nucleotides long. NCBI's taxonomy places the organism in Eukaryota, Metazoa, Arthropoda, Insecta, Coleoptera, Curculionidae. The record is from the annotation of a GenBank genome assembly.
UAAGCAACACAGCUGUGAUUUUUAUAUUAUUGACGAAAAUUGAUGCGUCAUAUUAACGCAGAUAACUUUUAAUCUUGACUCACACAUAUAAAUUAUUCACUUAUGAAAUUUCUCCAAUUUCACAUUAUUAUUUAUUAUGAUCUUGCCUGCAAGUUGUUUCUUUGUUAUAAAGUAAAUUGUUGCGACACGGUAAUUAAUAAACAUUAGUCAUGAGGAGGUAAUGAAAGGAUUUUUGAAAUGGAACGGCCAGUACCAGCGCCCAGAGAGGGCAAAAAGCCAGUGCCAACUCCUCGUAGGCAUAUCGGCAAGAGUACCGAUCCAGAUAAAUCUGUUCCAGAGGAGUCGGUGACUGAUGUGAACAUAGUGAUAGAGCAGGCUGGAUUUGAAAAGAUGGACAACGAGAAAGGGGAUCAAUUUGAUACGUUUUCCAGGAGGGUUAAUAAGGCUUCGAGGCAAAUUGCAGGUGACUUGGGACAAUUGGUCCAAGACCGCAAAAAAGCCGUUAUAGAAGGUACAAGACAAAGCAUGAGACGACUAACCCGUAGAUUUAGCUCGGCCUCACAAGAACAAAGAAAACAACACAUCAAAAAUAAAGAGUCCGCGCAGGAAUAUGAAGGGACACUCGACAUGUUCAAUAAUAUAAGAUUCGAUUCGCCAAUCAGCCGCACAAAUAGCAUUUACAGCAACGUAGAAAAUGAGCUGAACUCGGACUCGUCAAGCGAAUCUAUAAAUUUGCCUCCUCCAAAACAUCCUCCUCCACCUUUGCCUGAUGAAAAUUUUUACGAUGCACCUUCAGGAUCUUCACCAAUAGCUUCAAGUAGUAAUUCCAGCAAAUCUUUACCAACCAGAAAACCUGAAGCCUAUGAAAGUGUUUUCCCUAAACAUCCUGAUUCAGAAAACGCUCUUUCAAGUUCAGGUUCUUGGACCUUUUACGAUAGCGUCAACAGACAAUCUUCUCAAGAAGAAAACAUUUACUACAAUAUCUUGCCAUCAGAUGAUAACAGUAGAGAUGUAACUGACGAUUGCUCAAUGCCAUUGAUUCCUGAUAAGACUGAAACAAAAAAGUCUAUUUCAGGAGAAAGUCAUGCAAAUUCGAUUUAUGAGAAUCAUCAGGUGCCUUUGAGACAUCCAGCAGGCAAUCCUACUGAACAAAGAGCAUCAAAAAGUGUUCUUAUGCAGUUUGAUCCAUUAAAUGAUGAUUCAAGCAUCACACAGUUUUCUGAUAUGAAUCUUCUAGAAGAAAUACUUCAAGGUGAUUUAUAUGGCAACAUUUCUGAGGCAUAUACAUUUGAUGAGGCUGAUUGGAGCGUCAGCAAUGAGUCUGAAAAUGAAGACUUUCUGAAUCCUCCUACGCCACCAUUGAGAUUCGAUUCUUUGCCUGAGGACUUGGACGUAGUCCCUGAAACCUCUACAAAGGAAGUUGAGAAAAAAGGGCUUGCUGUGGUGAAUAAUCAAGCCAAAUCUAGAAGUAGUUGGUUCACUGAUACCCAUUUGAGUCCUAACAGGCCUCCCGUAGUAGAACCUAAAAAAAGUUGGCUCAAGCAGGUGAAGCAACACGUCCUGGAAAAGACACCUGAAGUGUUCAAAUCACCUAAAUGUGCGGAUAAUUUGGUGGAAAGGCCUAUUUUGGGUGGCAAAAAUUUUAUAAACAAAAAAGGAAUGUUGUAUAAGGUCCAAGGUGGUCCAGUCGAAGAUCUAUUCGGCGAAUACAGUGGUAGAUGGUGGGUCUUGGAAAACUCAGAUUUAUUCUGUUACUCUGAUAACACUUGCAUGCACCUGAAAGAACAUUUUUCGGCCUCCAGCAUUUUGAGUAUCCAGCUGUUGCAAGACGCCAAAUACAAAUACCGCUAUGACAGUGACGAUUUGCAUUGUUUCGAGCUGAAUAUAACGGGCAAAGGUAGAGGAGGGCAUGUGUAUGGGUCCAAAAAUAUUACCGAGAGAAGAAUUUGGUUGCAGUGUUUAGCUGAAAUGCUUACUCAGAGGUUUAAAUCGAGACUUACCACGAAUUUCCUUAGAAUGGGGUGGGCAUACGUUAGACAAGGUGUCAGUGGUAAAUGGGCAGGAGCUUGGUUAAUUUUAAGUGAACGAGAAUUGUAUUACGCAAUCGAUGGCCACUCUGUCAAGACAAUAGACUUGAGAAAAGCACGCUGCAUAGUACUUCAAGGUUACCAAGAAGCUGAUAACAAUCCUAGAACCAAUGAUAAGGGCCCUAACAUGCUUGUGGAUUGUCCCGAUUUGGCUUUGUAUUUACGAAUGUGGACUGCUAGGGAAACUAAGGUUUGGUGUCAUAUAGUCAAACUAGAGGCCCACAAUAAUGGAGCAAACUUAGACCAGCAACAAUUGACAAAAAACGAUAUUCCAGUUAUAGUGGAAAAGUGUAUUAAUUUUAUUUACGCUCACGGUAGUAUGUCUGAAGGCAUUUACAGGAAAGCUGGCACCGGAUCUUCAAUAGCUGACCUAUUGACUAAAUUCAGAAAGGAUGCGUUUGCAGUUCAAUUAACCAGAGACAACUAUAGUGAGUACGAAGUUGGUACUGCACUUAAACGAUUUUUUAGAGAACUGCCUGAGCCUUUGUUUGGCUGUGAUCAUAGACAGUACUUGUAUGAAGUAGCUAAACAUAAUGUCAAAGACGAAAAAAUCCGUAUGUUCAAAGCUGCCCUAGAUCAGUUACCUUCAGUAUCAUACAAAACAGCCAGAAAGUUACUGGGCCAUUUGCAUUUUAUAAGCAAUCAAAGCGCCAAAAAUUUGAUGACAGUAGAAAAUUUGGCUUCCAUAUGGGGCAUGACUUUGAUGAAUUAUGAGGAUAAAGAAAGGCCUAGCAAACCAGGCUCCCAUCAUCUUCAAGAUGCUGAAGUAGUGGCUCAACUUAUCCGAUACUAUCGUGCAGUUUUCCCUGAAGACCCUGGAGAAUUGGAAAAAGAGAAACUCAUGCUUAAAGUAUUACAAAAGCACAUGCAAAGUCCUCAGGGAUCUAUGAACAAGAAAACUGCAGGCGAUUUUAGAGUGUGGAUUUAUUUGUUCAAUAAAGAUGGCAAAUCUUAUAAUGUUUCUAUUGGACCUCAAAGGACUGCCUAUGAAGUUUGUCUUGAGCUCAGUGACAAAAUCAAAUCACCAGUGCAUGAAAUCAUUUUAGAAGAAUCUGUACUUGGUGAUAAACUUCUCAGGCCUAUACACCACACUGAAAAAGUUUUAGAUGUGGUUCUUAAAUGGAGCUACUGGAACGAGUCUGAUAGAAAAGAUAACUAUCUAACUUGCGUAUCUCUAUCAAAAUAUUGGGAAUACAUCUUAGAAAAACCCUUGCCAAUAUCGGGAGAAUUAAAGUUUGCUGAUAGCAAAACCAAGCUACUUAAAGUAUACAAUUUUCAAUUCACCCAAGGAUGUUUGAGUUGUUUCAAAGACAAAUCUAGCGAUAUCAAUCUGUAUUCUUGGCGCAUUGAAGACAUAACUUGGUACUUAGGGCACGAAUCGAAAAGGAGUCCCCAAUCCAGAUGGACCGCGACAUUUUUGGAAAAAGACGCCAAUCCCUGUAGGACACGUACAAAUCCGUAUUUUGGAAAUAUCCUGGUUUGGAACGAUGCGGCUAUAAGGGCGAAUUGGAUUAGUGCCAUGCUCAAAUCCAGAUAUCCAAAUAAUCUUACUCCUCCACCAAAACUGGUGACAAUUUAAUUGUGAAUAUUUUUUUACAGUGAUUUUAUAUAGAUUUUUGUUUUGUUUUAUAAAACUUAAUUUUAUUAGGUGCAAUAGGAUUAUACUAACCAUAUUUUACCAUUUAUAUUUUUGUAUAUUUUAAUGACAGGUUUGUGAUAGUUGCCAAGCUUAAUAAUUAUUGUAUAAUGGUUUUUAGAAAAAUUCAAUUAGUGUUUUAUGCGUAUGACGUAUAAUGCAAGUAUUAUUAGGUUUUAAAAAAAGAGUCUGAAAAUUUCUAUGUAAAAAUAUAUAUUUGUAUCUUAAAAAUAAUUAUUACAAAUACACUUUUUAUACAAAACAUAUAUUAUUAUACAAACGACAAAUAAACAUUAUUUUAAUACUGACCUGGUGUGUAUAAUUAAUUAUUAAGGCUUGGUGAGCAAACAAAAGUAGGCAUUGUACAAUAAUUAUUGCACACUAAAUUGGUUAAACAAAAUACAUACAACCAUCAAAUAUAUGGUUAAACAUUUACAUAACAAAAAAUUCAUACAAAUCGUCAUCUUCCCUCCAAUUCAUGCCUCACUGGCACUUUAGCAUACAAAUAUUUCGUCCUGCUGCUCCAUUGGGCACACAAAUACAUAACUUCCAAACUUAGAGCCAAAACAUUUAACACGCAGGAAGUUGCUAUAAUCCCUUUCAAGAAGCAAUUGACUUCUUCGCAAGUGAAAUCUUCAUAAUGGUAACUUUCAUUGAAAAGAUGAUGCGACAUGGAUUUGGUGGAACACACACAAGUCGAAUUGAGUUUGUCGUGAGGAGAACAAAUCGCCAUGUGGAUGUAGAUUAAGUGGAUUAUGCAAACUAUGAGGACUACUAGACAAGUCAUUAUUGAGACUAUUGUUGUUAAAAUGCUGAUAAACUAAAAAAUAAUUUAUUCAGUAAAGUUGAAUUUAAGGCUGGAUAAUAGUUACCUUAGUUAAAUGAUAAUGACAUCCUAAUCUUCUAUCUGGAUAGGGUCUAGGACAAAAUCCUAGGAAAAAACAGCCUACAACUCCUGAACAAAAUACCUGAAAAUAAUAUAAUUAUUUUGGGCAAAAUACUAUUAAUGGUAGGUACUUACAGGUACUGCGCUCCAAUAAGGAAAAUCUAUAGCGUUAAGGGUGGGACUCCACAAUAACAACCAAACCGACGCCAGACACAUAAGCAUUCCUAAAACUAUCGUAAUGACUUUCAUUGACUUGACUAGUCUGUAGUGUUUUAUCACAAAGGGCAGGUACUUUUUGGGUACUGAAAAAAACGAGGCUUGAGCUUAAAUAUUUGGAAAUUUCUUGUUUAAACUACUGAAGGCGGUGCGUAAAAUAAGGUAAUUUCAGCUUAAAUGGCAUUAUUAGGCCAAUACUAAUGAUAUGCUAUAAAAUUUUCCUGUUCUCAAAAUUAAUUUUUGUUUCUCAAAAACUAGAAAAUUCUACACGAGUCCAUAAAUAUACAUAAGUAAUAAUUAAUCAACAAAAUAGUUACACAUGAAUGCCAAAAUUAUUAUCUAGAUCAAUAUUCUAAAUGAAAGUAUGCCACUUUUUGGACCGGUAAACCAAUUAGGACAUCGAUAAUGUAAAAGUAAUACUUUUAUAAUUACUUGUGCAGGUAGGUAUUACACUGGCCAGAUUAUGAAUGGCAUCUUAAUUGCUCAUGUGGAAUUAAUAAUGCAAUUAAUAAUUGAGUACGUGGUUUAUGGUCCUAUAGAGUGUAUCAACCAUUGAAAACUUAAGCAGGCAUCUAUAAAGACUUCUUGAAUGUUGUUUUUGGACGUCUUUAAGAUGACUACAAAAACUUCCUACAGAAUUUGUUUCUUGUUCAAUUUAAAAGUUACUGAAAACCAUUUGGAAUGGUACAGAACGCUUUAGAACUUCAAUGAGCGUUUGGAUAGUUCAAAACACUUUAAAUUCAAUUCAGAAUCCCCAAAAGCAUUUUGUUCCGAACAAUUUGGAAACUUCAGAACCAUUUUAGAAUGCUCUAAAACAUUUAAAUCCGAUUUACAAUUUCCAGAAGCAAUUUAGAACAAUUAAGAACACUGAAAC